UUUGAAUUCAUCUUACCUACUGUACCAAUUACCCCGCGUAUCAGGUCCUGAUACACGAUUUGUUGGUCCGUGCCCUUUGGUAUUGGGUGAAACCAUGGCCCGUGCGCGUCACGUACUUUCUCUACACAAGUCUAGGGUAUGUUGACAGCCUACCCACUUUUACCUCAUCACUAGUAAUGGCACAGCAACCAAAACAAGAACAGGUAAACAAACCAAUUUCAAGGCCCAAAUUCGACUUGUCAAACAACACGUCAAAUGCAUCCGGUGCCGCCUCACAAAACACUCGCAAUAGUCAACCAGAAAAUUCCCAACCGCUCUACAUGGAUUUUGAGAUCAUUUGGGCUUGGAUUGCCAACCAGCAUACUAUUUUGCACGACUGCAGAGACCCAGCCAUAUGCGAAUUGCCACUUGACUACGACCAAGAGCCAGCAGCCAGUAACACCCAAAUGGACGGCGAACGCCUAAGAAGAAGCCCGAGAAAGCACGGAAGCACCAGCUCUCGAUCAGAUCCUGAGCCUCAAACAGAGCCUGAAUCUGCCGGCAAUGUCUUUGACGAGACAGAUACACAGCAAACACCAAGGCCGCCAAGACAUGGUCUCGCUCUUCGUACAGCUCCUAAUCUGAGUUAUCCGCACCGAGAUCCAGAGGACUCCGACUUCGCACCAAGAUCUACGAAGACCCCUUCAUACACUGAAAAGAUCAGCAACAGCCGCAGACCAACUUUUACAUCCGGCUCAAGAACUGGUAGUAGUGUUACCAGCCGAACGCGCUCGACAAGUCCGAUUAAGAAACUGGAUGACUUGAGCAAGCUCGAAAAGCCGGUGAAAUGGGAAUCGCCUGAGCCCUGUGAGCUGAAGGAAAUGGUAGAAGAGACGGGUAGUGCUGAAGCGCUGAGGCUCUUCAACGCUAUCUGGGACAUUGCUCAGGACGAGGGAUUUCUACCACGAGAGUUGAAGGAAUUGCUCAAAGGCGAGCUCAUGGUCAAGGAAAGCAAAUUCGCGACCGAGGAUCGGGCAAUGGUUAUACCUGACAAACAAGUCGAGGAUGCCAGCAAGAUCCUUCCAUCAAGUGAUGAUGCCACGAAUCAUCUCAUGGUUCUGUGCAACGAACUCACUACUAUCCGCCAAAUUGUCAAUACCACCAAAGAGUUUGUCUCAAACAAUCGUUCUGAAGCGACUUGGAAUGACCACAUCCACGGCCCAACUCUUCGUCUCGCUGUAUCCAACAUCCCCGAAGUCGAAGCCGAGAACAUCACAACUUCGGCUAUCGAAAGGACAUGCAUACCCCCAGCACGUGGCGAUCUCGAAGCUCUCGGCGGAAAAAUGAUCGACUAUGCUUUUCUUCUUCGCCCCGACAAGGCCCUUGAAACUCGUAUCACGAAUUUCGUUGCGGAGCUUCCAGAUGUGCAAUCCUUCAACCAGUCGACGCAUGGGCCCUUGUGCAAGGAGCCUACGGGGGUUCUCAUCGAAACAAAGGUCGAAUCUAAGAGGCAGGGCGAGGGAAAAACGCAGCUGGGGAUAUGGCUGGCUUCGUGGUUUGGACGUGUGGCCAAGUUUGAGGGAUCGAAGAAACUCCCGUUUCUGCCGGUUAUUCUUGUCGUAUGUGAGAAUUGGGAGUUGUAUUUUGCCUUUAACAAGGAGGAUCGGUUUGAGGUAUGCGGGCCAGUUGGUAUUGGGAACACGAAGUCAAUUGAGCACUUUUAUCAGCUACUUGCUGUAUUAAGGCUGCUGGGCGGUUGGAUGAGGGGGGAGUUUCGGGAUUGGGUUGAGCAUUGUGUAUCGUGAGGCGAGGGACUACGUCGAUGAUCGAGGGCUUUUGGAUGGAGUUUUCGGGCGCAAGCGACGAUACUUUCUAAGAAUUAAUAUUUUGAGAGUUUUUGAUACCAAUUUUACAAUGUUUACUGUACUACCAUGCACCUGAC
Molecule: messenger RNA, 1921 nt
Organism: Fusarium oxysporum Fo47
Lineage: Eukaryota; Fungi; Ascomycota; Sordariomycetes; Hypocreales; Nectriaceae
Exons: 1
Coding region: 177-1784 (535 amino acids)
Source: RefSeq, a predicted model, not a curated record